Acomys russatus (golden spiny mouse) is the source of this 5454-nucleotide messenger RNA. It is a transcript of the gene Si, whose product is annotated as sucrase-isomaltase. Gene Ontology annotation, molecular function: alpha-1,4-glucosidase activity; carbohydrate binding. NCBI's taxonomy places the organism in Eukaryota, Metazoa, Chordata, Mammalia, Rodentia, Muridae. The coding region runs from base 1 to 5454 and encodes 1817 amino acids. The transcript is spliced from 47 exons. Gene Ontology annotation, biological process: carbohydrate metabolic process. The record is from RefSeq and is a predicted model, not a curated record.
AUGGCGAAGAAGAAAUUCAGUGGGUUAGAAAUCUCUCUGAUUGUGCUGUUUAUUAUAGUGACAAUAAUAGCUAUUGCUCUUGUUGUUGUUUUAGCAACAAAGGUGCCUGCAGUGGAAGAAAUACAAAGUCCAACAUCAACCCCUAGUGUUGGAAGGUGUCCCAACCAACAAGAUGAUCCUAUCAAUGAGAGAAUUAACUGCAUCCCAGAACAACUUCCAACAAAGGCACAAUGUGAAGAGCGAGGCUGUUGCUGGCGCCCAUGGAACAACACGGUCAUUCCUUGGUGCUUCUUUGCAAAUAACCAUGGCUAUAAUGCUGAGGCAGUAACUACAAAAACUACUGGACUUGAAGCCACAUUGAACAGGAUCUCUUCUCCUACUCUAUUUGGAGAAGACAUUAAUAGUGUGCUCCUCACAACUCAGAGUCAGACCCGUAAUCGCUUGCGGUUCAAGAUCACAGAUCCAAACAAGAAAAGAUAUGAAGUGCCACAUCAGUUUGUAAAAGAUGGUACUGAAAUCCCAACUGCUGACGCGCUCUAUGAUGUCCAAGUCUCACAAAAACCAUUCAGCAUUAAAGUGUUCAGGAAAAGCAACAACAGAAUCUUGUUUGAUACCAGUAUUGGUCCCCUGGUGUACUCGAACCAGUAUUUGCAGAUUUCAACAAAACUUCCAAGUCAAUAUAUUUAUGGCUUUGGGGAACAUAUUCAUAAGAGAUUUCGUCACGACUUAUACUGGAAAACAUGGCCAAUCUUUACACGAGACGAACUUCCUGGUGAUAAUAAUCAUAAUCUUUAUGGGCAUCAAAUGUUCUUCAUGGGCAUUGAAGAUAACUCUGGGAAGUCAUAUGGUGUUUUUCUAAUGAACAGCAAUGCAAUGGAGAUAUUCAUCCAACCAACUCCAAUAAUUACUUACAGGGUUACUGGUGGAAUUCUAGACUUUUACAUUUUUCUUGGAGACACACCAGAGCAAGUAGUUCAACAAUAUCAAGAGCUCAUUGGGCGACCAGCAAUGCCAGCAUAUUGGAGCCUUGGCUUUCAACUGAGUCGCUGGAAUUACGGGUCACUGGACGUAGUGAAAGAAGUCGUAAGAAGAAACCGGGAAGCUGGCAUCCCAUACGAUGCACAAGUCACUGAUAUUGACUACAUGGAAGACAAAAAGGACUUUACUUAUGAUGAAGUUACAUUUAAAGGGCUUCCUGAAUUUGCUCAGGAUUUACAUAACCAUGGACAAAAAUAUGUGAUUAUCCUGGACCCUGCAAUAGCUAUAAAUAAGCGUGCCAAUGGAGCAGACUAUCCAACAUAUGAGAGGGGUAAUGCACAAAAUGUUUGGGUGAAUGAGUCAGACGGAAUUACACCACUUAUUGGACAGGUAUGGCCAGGAUUAACAGUGUACCCAGAUUUUACUAACCCCCAAACCAUGGACUGGUGGGCAAAUGAAUGCGAUAUUUUCCAUCAGCAAGUGGAGUAUGAUGGACUUUGGAUUGACAUGAAUGAAGUUUCCAGCUUUAUUCAAGGUUCUCUGAAAGGGUGUACUCCAAAUGAACUGAAUUACCCUCCUUUUACUCCUGGUAUUCUUGACAAAAUUAUGUAUUCCAAAACCCUUUGCAUGGAUGCUGUGCAGUACUGGGGGAAACAGUAUGAUGUCCACAGCCUGUAUGGCUACAGUAUGGCUAUAGCCACAGAGAAAGCUGUGGAAAAAGUUUUUCCUAAUAAGCGAAGCUUCAUCCUCACCCGCUCAACCUUUGCUGGCUCUGGAAAGUAUGCUGCUCAUUGGCUUGGAGACAACACUGCCUCAUGGGAGCAGAUGGAGUGGUCCAUCACUGGAAUGCUGGAGUUCGGUUUAUUUGGCAUGCCAUUGGUAGGUGCAGACAUCUGUGGAUUUGUAGCUGACACAACAGAAGAACUCUGUAGAAGAUGGAUGCAACUAGGAGCCUUUUAUCCGUUUUCUAGAAACCACAAUGCUGAAGGCUAUAAGGAGCAGGAUCCUGCAUCUUUUGGCCCAGAUUCUCUUUUGGUAAAGACAUCGAAGCACUACUUAACCAUCCGUUAUACUUUACUUCCUUUCCUCUACACCCUGUUCUAUAGAGCCCACAUGUUCGGUGAGACAGUGGCAAGGCCCUUUCUUCAUGAGUUUUAUGAAGAUGAAAACAGCUGGAUUGAGGACACUCAGUUUCUAUGGGGCCCUGCACUACUUAUCACUCCUGUUUUGAAACAGGGAGCAGAAACUGUGAGUGCAUAUAUUCCUGAUGCUACCUGGUAUGAUUAUGAAACGGGUGAAAAAAAGUCAUGGAGAAAGCAAAGGGUUGACAUGUACCUUCCAAAAGAUAAAAUAGGAAUACAUCUCAGAGGAGGUUAUAUCAUCCCCACUCAGGAGCCUAAUGUAACAACAACAGCAAGCCGUAAGAAUCCUCUAGGACUUAUUGUUGCACUAGAUGAAAAUCAGACAGCAAAAGGAGACUUCUUCUGGGAUGAUGGUGAAAGUAAAGAUACCAUAGAAAGCAAAACUUAUAUUUUAUAUACAUUUUCUGUUUCUAAUAAUAACUUGAUUGUUACGUGCACACAUUCAUCAUAUUUAGAAGGAACUGCUCUUGCAUUUAAAACAAUCAGAGUCCUUGGGCUGACAAACACUGUAACAGAGGUUACAGUAGGAGAAAGUGACCAGCAAAUGGCAGCUCAUCCCAGUUUCACUUUUGAUCCUUCCAAUAAGGUUCUAUCAAUUACAGAUCUCAACUUUAAUCUCGGAAAAAACUUUAUAGUUAGAUGGAAUCAACUUUUAUCAGAUGCUGAGAGAUUCUCCUGUUACCCAGAUGUGGGCACAGCAACUGAGGAAGCAUGCGUACAGCGAGGCUGUGUAUGGCAACCGGUUCAAGGGCUAUACAAUGCACCUGAAUGCUACUUUCCUACAGAACACAAUCCCUACUCAUUAAUUUCAACGCAAUAUUUGUCUACGGGUAUAACAGCUGAACUCAAGUUGAAUCCUGCAAAUGCCAGGAUCACGCUUCCAUCUAAUCCCAUCUCCACUCUCCGUGUGGAAGUAAAAUAUCAUAAAAAUGACAUGUUACAGUUUAAGAUUUACGAUGCCAAUCAUAAGAGAUAUGAAGUUCCUGUUCCACUAAACAUUCCAGACACCCCUCAAAGCUCUUAUGAAGAGAGGCUCUAUGAUGUAGAAAUCAAAGAAAAUCCUUUUGGUAUUCAGGUUCGAAGGAGAAGCAGUGGAAGGCUUAUCUGGGAUUCCCGUCUGCCUGGAUUUGCCUUCAAUGAUCAAUUCAUUCAGAUAUCAACACGUCUGCCAUCACAAUAUUUAUAUGGUUUUGGGGAAGUGGAACAUACAGCCUUUAAGCGAGACUUGAAUUGGCAUACUUGGGGGAUGUUCACAAGAGAUCAACCUCCUGGAUAUAAGCUUAAUUCCUAUGGAUUCCAUCCCUAUUAUAUGGCUUUGGAGGAUGAGGGCAAUGCUCAUGGAGUUCUGUUACUCAACAGCAAUGGAAUGGAUGUUACAUUCCAGCCAACUCCUGCUUUAACAUACCGCAUAAUUGGAGGAAUCUUGGAUUUUUACAUGUUUUUGGGACCAACCCCAGAAGUUGUAACAAUGCAAUACCACGAAGUAAUUGGCUAUCCAGUCAUGCCACCUUACUGGGCUCUAGGAUUCCAUUUAUGUCGUUAUGGAUACAGAAACACUUCAGAGAUUAAACAACUAUAUGAAGACAUGGUGGCAGCUCAAAUCCCCUAUGAUGUUCAGUAUACAGACAUUAAUUAUAUGGAAAGACAACUAGACUUCACGAUUGGUGAACGAUUCCAGAAUCUUCCUGAGUUUGUUGAGCAAAUAAGAGGGGAUGGAAUGAAAUAUAUUAUUAUACUGGAUCCAGCAAUCUCAGGAAAUGAAACGCAGACUUACACUCCCUUUGAACGAGGCAUAGAGAAAGACGUCUUUGUCAAAUGGCCUAACACAAAUGAUAUUUGUUGGGCAAAGGUUUGGCCAGAUUUACCUAACAUUGAAAUCGAUGAGACUAUAACAGAAGAUGAAGCUGUUAAUGCCUCCAGAGCCCAUGUGGCAUUCCCAGACUUCUUCAGGAAUUCCACAGCAGAGUGGUGGGCAAGAGAAAUCGAUGACUUCUACAAAGAAAAAAUGAAGUUUGAUGGCUUGUGGAUUGAUAUGAAUGAGCCUUCAAGUUUUGUAAAUGGAACAGUUACAAAUAUAUGCAGAAAUGAUACACUAAAUUACCCACCUUAUUUCCCAGAACUCACAAAAAGAGGUGAGGGGUUACAUUUCCGAACUAUGUGUAUGGAAACUGAGCAGAUUCUUAGUGAUGGAUCAUCAGUUUUGCAUUAUGAUGUGCACAAUUUAUAUGGAUGGUCACAAGUAAAACCCACUCUGGAUGCAUUACAGAAGACCACUGGCCUAAGAGGGAUAGUCAUCUCUCGGUCUACAUACCCCACUGCUGGUCGAUGGGGGGGACACUGGCUUGGAGACAAUUAUGCAAACUGGGAUAAUUUGGAAAAAUCACUUAUUGGUAUGCUGGAAUUUAAUCUUUUUGGGAUACCAUAUGUUGGGGCAGACAUAUGUGGCUUUUUCAACAAUUCAGAAUACCAUCUCUGUGCUCGUUGGAUGCAAGUUGGAGCCUUUUAUCCAUAUUCAAGAAAUCACAACAUUCAGUUUACCAGGAGGCAAGAUCCUGUUUCCUGGAAUGAAACUUUUGCUGAAAUGUCAAAGAAAGUUCUAGAUAUCAGAUACACUUUGCUGCCUUAUUUCUACACACAGAUGCAUGAAGCCCAUGUUCAUGGUGGCACUGUCAUCAGACCUUUAAUGCAUGAGUUCUUUGAUGAUAAGGAAACCUGGGAAAUAUACAAGCAGUUCCUGUGGGGUCCAGCUUUUCUGGUGACUCCCGUCCUUGAACCUUUCAUGAACAAUGUGAAAGGGUAUGUCCCAAAUGCUCGGUGGUUUAACUACCAUACGGGGGAAGAUAUAAAAGUUAGAGGACAAAGUCAAACAUUUCCAGCACCUUUUGAUACAAUCAAUCUACAUGUCCGAGGAGGUUAUAUUCUACCUUGUCAAGAACCUGCACAGAACACAUAUCACAGUCGACAGAAUUACAUGAAGCUCAUCGUUGCUGCAGAUGACAACCACAUGGCACAAGGAACUCUAUUCUGGGAUGAUGGAGAGAGUAUAGACACUUAUGAAAGUAAUCUUUAUACCCUGAUACAAUUCAAUUUAAAUAAGACAACUAUAACAAGCAAAGUAUUGGAAUAUGGGUACAGAAACAAACAUGAGAUGAUACUUGGAAACAUCUAUGUAUGGGGGAAAGGAAUAUCCAUCGUUAAUGAGGUUAAUUUGAUUUAUGAUGGAGUUACACAACUUGUUAAAUUUACUCAAGAUGAAGUCAAGGAGAUACUGACAAUUGACCUGAAAAAUAUGGGUGUUACUCUUGAUCAACCAAUUGAAAUAAGCUGGUCAUGA